GGCGCGGACCCGGGCCGGCCGAGGCGGGCGCAGGCUGGAGCUCGCGGCUGGCGGUCUGUGUGCGCGCGCUCGGAGAGCUCCCUUCGCAGAGUGGCCGGCUGAGGGGGAGCGAGGCCGACAGCCCCCCCGGAACUGCGGCGCCGAACGGAGCGAGGGAGCCCGGUGGCCGCAGAGUCGGGCCGCGAAAGUCCUCUGGGCUCCUCGGCGCCCCUCCAGCCGCGCUCCAUGCUCCGGCCGCGGCCCGGCCCCUCGCCCGGUCGCUGACGGCGCCAGCCGCCUCGGGGAGCCCCCAUGCACUGCGCGCGCCGGGAGCCGUAGGCUGCAGUUGCGCCGCGGCUCCGGGAGCCGGCGGGGGCGCCGCGGCCGUGGGGGGCGUCAAUGGAUCGCCAUUCCAGCUACAUCUUCAUCUGGCUGCAGCUCGAACUCUGCGCCAUGGCCGUGCUGCUCACCAAAGGUGAAAUCAGAUGCUACUGUGAUGCGGCCCACUGCGUGGCCACUGGCUAUAUGUGUAAAUCCGAGCUGAGCGCCUGCUUCUCCAGACUUCUCGAUCCUCAGAACACAAAUUCCCCGCUCACCCAUGGCUGCCUGGACUCUCUCGCAAGCACAGCAGACCUCUGCCAAGCCAAACAGGCACGAAACCACUCUGGCACCACCGUGCCCACAUUGGAAUGCUGUCAUGAAGAUAUGUGCAAUUACCGAGGGCUGCACGAUGUGCUCGCCCCUCCCAAGGGGGAGGCCUCAGGACAAGGAAACCGCUAUCAGCACGACGGCAGCAGGAGCCUCAUCACCAAAGUGCAGGAGCUGACUUCCUCCAAAGAGCUGUGGUUCCGGGCGGCUGUGAUCGCCGUUCCCAUCGCUGGCGGCCUGAUUCUGGUGUUGCUGAUUAUGCUGGCCUUGAGGAUGCUCCGAAGUGAGAACAGGAGACUGCAGGACCAGCGGCAGCAGAUGCUGUCCCGUUUGCAUUACAGCUUCCACGGACACCAUUCCAAAAAGGGGCAGGUGGCCAAGUUGGACUUGGAGUGCAUGGUGCCGGUGAGCGGCCACGAGAACUGCUGUCUGACCUGUGACAAGAUGAGACAAGCGGACCUCAGCAACGAGAAGAUCCUCUCGCUCGUUCACUGGGGCAUGUACAGUGGACACGGGAAGCUGGAAUUCGUAUGACGGGGUCUGACCCCACACCGAAGUUCUGGGACGCUUGAAGGCUUGGAGUUCGGCUGGACAGGAGCACUUUAUCUGAAGAAAAACGAACUCACGGAAUCACCUUUGAGAGACGAAAUGACCUCUGCAAACAGAAUCUUGGAUAUUUCUUCUGAAGGAUUAUUUGCACAGACUCUUAAAUACAGUCAAAUGUAUUAUUUGCUUUAAAAUUAUAAAAAGCAACGAGAAGACUGCGUACACACUGUUACCAGGGUUAUUUGCAUCUGAGCGAGCUGGAAUUGAGUACCUAAAUAAACUAAAAAUGUGCUCUGUGUAAGCUCCAACAUCUUGAUUUAUUGUAAAGAUUUAAAAAUAUAUAUAUCUAUAUAUAUAUUUUGUCUGAAAUUUAGCGGUGUCUUGUCCUAAAUUAAAAACUAAGCGGGAAGCCUAAGAAACUCCGUGUUAAUUAUACGUAUGAAGCUCUGUUGUCACUCAUAGCAAGGUCUCAACAGUAGGAUUUGGCUUGUUUUGUUUUGUUUUUUGUUUUUUAAACAAGACCAAGAUCUUGUUUUUCCUUACAUGCGUAUUUGUAGUUUUCUUGCAGUGUGGAGAAUUUCUUCAAUGUGUCCUGCCCAUCAUUCAGUGUCCUACCCACAUGUUUUUGUUAGAAGAAUCCUGGUUUUUAUCACCUAAGAGAAAUCUUACGCUUCUUUAUACCAGGUCGGAUAUGACGAUCAGCCUGGAGCUGCCUCGUGAGCAGAGGUAAUCUUCAUCCGCUUAAUCCCGUUGCUCGGGAAUGCUUUUUAAAAUGUGUCUACCUCCAACCAAAAAAGAAAAACCAAACCAAACCUGCUAACCGAAACUCCUUUUAGUUAGUCACUGCCCACUUGUACUGUCGAUUAAUU
Molecule: messenger RNA, 2042 nt
Organism: Ailuropoda melanoleuca (giant panda)
Lineage: Eukaryota; Metazoa; Chordata; Mammalia; Carnivora; Ursidae
Gene: BAMBI
Product: BMP and activin membrane bound inhibitor
Exons: 3
Coding region: 379-1161 (260 amino acids)
Biological process (GO): negative regulation of transforming growth factor beta receptor signaling pathway; positive regulation of canonical Wnt signaling pathway; transforming growth factor beta receptor signaling pathway
Molecular function (GO): frizzled binding
Source: RefSeq, a predicted model, not a curated record